Messenger RNA from Carica papaya (papaya), 1541 nucleotides. RefSeq lists its product as uncharacterized. The record is from RefSeq and is a predicted model, not a curated record. Lineage: Eukaryota; Viridiplantae; Streptophyta; Magnoliopsida; Brassicales; Caricaceae. Gene Ontology annotation, biological process: RNA processing.
GAAGAAGAAGAGAAAAGCCUGCACAGAGAGAGAGAGAGAGAGAGACUCCGGCGGCAGAGAAAAGGUAGAGGCUUCAGGCAGUGAGCACACUGAAGAGAGAGGGUUUUCUCAUGUUGUUCUGGCAAACUUGGAGAUCAAUCUGGAGAAAGAAAGAAGUGAAAGGAUACGAAAAGGGAAGCUUUCCUUCUGCCCUGUUCGAGGGGAGGGGGGAGAAGAGGGACAUUAGAGAGAGAGAGAGGCGAGCUUUUGUGAGAGAAGCGACGUUGAAGUCGAGAGGAAGGUUAGAGAGUAGCAGGGGAGAGAGCUUUUUUUUUAAGAUUGGUAAGAGGGAAAAUUGGGGCUGAAGACGACGUUGAAAGGGGAAAUAGAACAGGAGAGAGAGAGAUAACAGAGGAAGUGUUUUGGAGAGGGAGAGAGAGAAAGAGGAGGCCGAAGAGAAAUAGGGGGGACAAGCUGGAGAUGAUCAACAUAUUGGCAUGGAGGAAUUGAUUGUGGAUCUUUAAAAAGAUCUUGGUAUUGAUCCAAGAAAGCUUGCAUGUCUGGAUGGAAGUUGAUCAGAGAGGUGCUGUUUUCUGUUAUAUUAGGGAGAACAGUAGUGAGUGAAAGAGAGCAUAAGACAACAACACAAUGGGCAAGAGAAGAAGCACCAAUACAGUACCAAAUACACAGUCAAGGUCUCAAAAUCUGAUCUCGCUAAGAGAAGAAGUGACUGGUAAAAAGCAAAUGAAAGGAGAGGCGAGGGCCACACGAUCAACUAACAUGAAGGCUAUCUUGAGACACGAGCACUCACAGAACCUUGCAGUGUGGGCUGGUCAGGAUGCUUCAAUGCCCUCUUUGGCAGCCUUUUUCGGACAACGUUUGGCUGCUGAUGGAGAAGCUGCAGGGAUAGUUCCUGACCCUUCUUUGUUCUCUUGCCAGAGAUGUGAGACAAUUCUUCAGCCUGGCUUUAAUUGCACUAUUCGAAUUGAAAAGAAUUCAGUCAAGGCACAGCGCAGUAGUAAGAAAUUGGAUAGUUUAUUGACACAGAAUAAUGUUGUUUACAAGUGCCACUUUUGUUCAUACAAAAAUUUGAAGAGAGGUACUCAAAAAGGUCACAUGAAGGAGAUAUAUCCAGUCAAGCCAACGUUAAUUCAAAAACUUCAACUUUCUAAUCCUGCCAAGUCCAUACUCCAUAGCUGUGUCUUCAACACCAAGGAAGGUACUACCAAAUGCCAAGAUGAAAUCCAGAAGGUGGAUGGAAUAACAAACAGCCCAGUAACACCAAUGGUGAGACCUGCCGCUACUUUGCUAGAUAGAAACAAGAGGAAGAGAAACAAAUCCCGGACUCCGAAACCAUCUGAGUUUGAAAACAAGUCUGCCAUUGCUGAUUUGGAUAAAACUCUCAGUGCUUCAAGUAAAAGGAGAAAGUCAUGGACAACCCUCAAGGAAAUUGUUGAAAGUAAUGAGCGCGAUACCAAUAGGCAAAUUACUAACCUGAAAAUUCCUUUUGGUUUGUAACAAAGAUAACAUUUUUCCAAUUUAAGAGGUAUAAUUUCUAGUUA